Messenger RNA from Saprolegnia parasitica CBS 223.65, 1221 nucleotides. RefSeq lists its product as hypothetical. NCBI's taxonomy places the organism in Eukaryota, Oomycota, Saprolegniomycetes, Saprolegniales, Saprolegniaceae. The record is from RefSeq and is a predicted model, not a curated record. The coding region runs from base 1 to 1179 and encodes 392 amino acids. Gene Ontology annotation, molecular function: ATP hydrolysis activity; ATP binding. Gene Ontology annotation, cellular component: microtubule cytoskeleton. The transcript is spliced from 9 exons.
AUGCAUCUCUUUGGCUUUGGUCGACGGUCCUCGACGCCGCCGGAGCCCGAGAACGCGCGCAUGGUGGCGCUUCGAAGCCUUGCGACGAGCGCUGUGGCUGCAGACGAGGCGCGCGCGUACGCUGAGGCGCUCGAGCUCUACACGCGUCUCAUCCAGAACAUGCUCGAGUUGUUGCCAGGCAUACCAGACCAAGACAGCUGGAAGAAGAAGAUCGAGGGCUACAUCACAAGAGCCGAGCAGGUCAAGGCCUUAGCAGUGCCGCCGCCGACCACGUCCAGCCUCGUCGCGCAGAACGAUCCGUACGCCCACAUGAUCCUCGACGAGGUGCUAGACAAAUCACCCGGCGUGCACUGGGAUGACAUUGCGGGACUGAGCUUCGCCAAGCAGACGCUCCAGGAAGCGAUUGUGCUGCCGACGCUUCGACCCGACCUCUUUACAGGCCUUUGCAGUCCACCCAAGGGCGCGCUGCUCUUUGGCCCGCCCGGUACCGGCAAGACCAUGCUCGCCAAGGCGAUUGCGACCGAGGCCAAGGCGACGUUCUUCUCCAUCACGGCAUCGACGCUCACGUCCAAGUGGAUGGGCGAAGGUGAGAAGCUUGUGCGUGCGCUCUUCGAGAUGGCGCGCGAGUUGCAGCCGUCCGUCAUCUUUAUGGACGAGAUCGAUGCGGUGCUCUCAGCCCGCGCAGGCGCCAGCGAACACGAAGCCAGUCGCCGCCUCAAGAAUCAAUUUCUCGUGCAAAUGGACGGUGUCGCGUCUCGAAGCGUCGACCGGGUGCUCGUUCUCGGCGCCACCAACCUUCCGUUCGAGCUCGACGAGGCACUUCUUCGCCGCCUUGAAAAACGGAUUUACGUGCCCCUCCCGGACCCGCCGGCGCGGGAAGCUCUUCUAUUGCAUGCCCUCAAGCCGCACGCAUGCGCGCUUACAUCGCGCGACAUUGAACGCAUCGUGCGCGAGACGAACGGGUUUUCGGGCAGCGACGUGCGGACGCUCUGCAAGGAGGCAGCGAUGGGUCCACUGCGCAGCGUCGGCGCGCGCCUCGCCCACAUCUCCAAAGACGAGCUCCGACCGAUUGCGAUGAGUGACUUUACGGCGGCCCUCAACCGUGUGCGCCCCAGUGUGUCGGAAGCCACGCUCGGUCGUUUCGACGCAUGGAACGACGCGCACGGCGCCGCCUCGUGACGCACCUCGUCAUGUUUUGAACUCUAAUCGUAUGGAUCGCUC